AUGAUACUUCAAAAUGAAGGUAUUAACAUUAAUGUUGAAGGUAUAACACACAAUCUUAAAGGCUCCAUUGUUACAUUAUCUGGUGAUAAUUUGUCUGCACAUACAAUUGGUGGUUUUUCUGCAUGUUUCUCAUCUGGACGUAUUUGUCGAAAUUGCAUGGUACCACAUAUUAACAUUUGUGAUAUUAAAACUGAAAGUCAAUGUAAUUUGCGAACUAAAGCCAGUCACAAUUAUCAUGUUAACUCUGUGUUAAUUGAUCCAUCUUUGAUGCCUGUGUAUGCAGUUAAAAAGGAAUGCCCAUUUUCUAUGUUAAAUUAUUUUCAUCCAAUCGAUUCCAUGCCCCAGGACAUAUUACAUGACAUAUUGGAAGGACUGAUGAGUGUUAAUUUUAGCGUUGUUAUAAAAGGCCUUGUUAAAGAUAAGUUUUUGACAAUCUGUGAGCUCAGAAAUAUACUAAAAAUUUUUAAAUAUGGGAUUACUGAACGCUGUGAUAAACCAUUGCCUUCAAAUGUUCCACUUAAUUUAGUAUCCAGUAAUAAGCAUAUCAGCGGAAAAGCUGUGGAGAGGUGGUCAUUGUUUUAUCAUCUUCCAUUAUAUAUUGGAAAAAUUGUACCAAAAGAAAAUGAAUAUUGGAUGCUACAUUUGUUAUGUAGAAGAAUGUGCCAAAUUAUUCUUUCACCAAUUAUUGAUAUAGAGUGGAUUCCUGUACUCACCCACUUUAUUACUAGACACCAUAAGUUAUUAACAAGGUUAAACCCAAAAUCAUUUACACCCAAGAUACAUUUUCUUGUUCAUUAUCCAGGAAUGAUUGCCCAAUUUGGUCCUCUUAGAUUACUUUGGUGUCUAAGAUUUGAAGCAACACAUCAAUAUUUUAAACAAAUUGCUCAUCGUGUGAAAAACUUUUGA
Messenger RNA from Hydra vulgaris (swiftwater hydra), 906 nucleotides. RefSeq lists its product as uncharacterized. The record is from RefSeq and is a predicted model, not a curated record. NCBI's taxonomy places the organism in Eukaryota, Metazoa, Cnidaria, Hydrozoa, Anthoathecata, Hydridae.